AGCUAGAGCAGCAGCAACCCCAGCAGCAGCAAUCCCAGCAGCAGCUGCAAUCCGGAAUUCCGCAACGGACCAGUCAGAGCGGCUCAGCGCAGGAGCCGCGGCUGCAGUGGCUGAACCAGCUGAUGCUGCACUGCAAGGCGUCCGUCACCGAGGUGGGCACCGAGCAGCCGGAGGAUGGUCGCCCCGCUGAGGGCCCCCACGCAGCAGCUGGUACAGCCACGAGGGGUACGACUAAUCCUGCUGCUGCAGCAGGAGGUGGUGGGGCGGCGGCGGGCGGUGACCCACGGGUCGGCGCCACGGCUGUGGUUCACCGGGUUGGGGGGGCCGUAGGAGGCCUGGGCAGCCCCCGUGGCAAGCGGUACGAGUCAGCUGAGGAGGAGGAGUACGUGCGGCGGCUGGUUCGCUUCCUGCGCACACGCACGGGGGAGUUUCCGCUGUCGGACCUGAUCAGGUUGGAUCUGGGCAUUCCCCAGAACGUGCUGCGGGGCCGCGCCCCCAGUGCCUGGGCCAAGCGGCACCUGGACCUGUGGAGCAUCAACAUGGGCAAACCGGUGACCCUGCUGCUGAG
This is a messenger RNA of Astrephomene gubernaculifera, 568 nucleotides long. The record is from the annotation of a GenBank genome assembly. NCBI's taxonomy places the organism in Eukaryota, Viridiplantae, Chlorophyta, Chlorophyceae, Chlamydomonadales, Astrephomenaceae.